AACACAUCUCUCAAUUGCCAGACAUAAAAAAGCAUGCAUCAUGCCCACAUAGACGCAUUGAUCCUAGCAUUAGAUUUCAAGCCAACUUGCCAAUCUGUUUGGGAGGGACUUCAUCCUGUUAGGCUUCUUAAACAAACCAGUGUUUCCGUCAAAGCUGAUAUUUCAUCCAGACGCUCGACUCAACGGCUGCCGUGUGAAGUUCUUCUGUGAGUCCAGUCUUCACCAUGACUUCCAGACAGCCAAGUGGUUCACCAUACAGAGCAAAUCUGAUUCAUCAAGGGCCUCCAAAACGGUAUUAUCUACACACAGAGAAAAAAGUGCUCGAUGAAUAUGGGAAAGUCCGAAAAUGGACUUACGGGAUAAAAGACACCAGUAAAACAAACAAAAUCAUUCUGCUGGUGGGAGAGACUGGUGUUGGAAAGACGACUCUCAUCAACUCCAUGGUCAACUACUUAAAGGGAGUGAAGUUUGAGGAUGAAAUAUGGUACGAAAUCACAGAAGCAGCAGCUGGAGAUCAGUCAGAAUCACAAACCUCUGAAAUCACCAUGUAUGAGGUCUUUCCUGAAGUGAGUGCCAUGUCUCUCAGUAUCAUUGAUACUCCAGGCUACGGAGACACUAGAGGACUGGACAAAGACCUGGAAGUCGCUGAGAACUUAGCCACUCUGUUUCAGAGCAAUGAUGGAGUUCGUGAAGUUGACGCUGUCUGCUUCGUGACUCAAGCGUCUAAGAAUCGUCUCUCAGAUCGACAGCAUUAUAUUAUCAGUUCAAUUCUGUCUUUGUUUGGGAAAGACAUUGUGGACAACAUUGUGUUUUUAAUCACACACUCUGAUGGUCUUACACCCAAAAAUGUCCUUGGUGCCAUUAAAAAAGCUAAAAUCCCCUGCAGACGAGACGAAAGUGGCCAACCUGUUUAUUUCUCAUUCAACAAUCGACAGGCUGAUGAACGUCACACCAAAGAACGUCAUGUUCGAGCUCAAAGAGACGCCUUUGGAGACAGCAUGGAAGAUAUGAAGAAAUUAUUUCAGUCUCUGGAUGAAAUGAAGAGAAGAAGUUUAGAGUUGACUUCAGACGUCCUGAUCGAGCGCAUUCGAUUUGAAGCAUACAUCUGCAACUUACAGCUGCGAGUUCAAGAGAAAGAGCUGAAAAAGGCUGAAAACUUCCAGAUUCAGGAGGCAAUGAUGCAAAACAAAGAAAAUAUUGAAAAGUGCAAAAACUUUGCCAUUACAAUCCAAAAGAAUUUCAAAGAGAAGGUGCCCAUUGAGAGCAAGUCAUGGAAGCACAGGAAGGCGACAUCCUGCACCGUCUGUGAGGAAAACUGUCAUGAGUUUGACUGCUGGUGGGGUGCAAAUCCCAGCAAAUGUGAAGUUAUGAAAGACGGUUUCUGCACCGUGUGCACAGGGAAGUGUCACCACAGCAAACACGUCAAAGACAACAAGAAAUACGUCAUUAGAACCUCAAACGUAACAAUAGAUUAUGACGCUACAAAAAGGGAAAAUAAAAAAUCCAAAGACCAAACCAACAGGUUUUCAGCUGCAAUGGGUGAUGUUGACAAAGACCUGCUAGAGAUUGAAACCCAUAAGUCAAUUCUCCUGUUUAAUGCUUACAGGACCAUCAAGAACUUGUCUGAGAUCGCAUUAAAACCAGACUCUGCCUUCACUCUUCAGCACCUGGACUUCUUCAUCCCCAGAGUGAGAGAAGCUGGGAAAGAAAACUGGGCUCAAGAGCUGGAGGAGAUGAGGAGAAAAGCUGAAACUGAAGAAGUGAAUAAAGAUGCUCUCAGUUAUCUUCAGGCAGGUCUGGCAAAAGUGUUCCUCGGUAAAAAAUGAACAAAUGUGAUUGCACUUUUCUAUUUUUUUCGUCUUAAAAUGUUAAAUAUAAUAAAGUUUGAAUAAAUGAAAUAAAGCUUAAAUAAAAGAAAUA
Messenger RNA from Puntigrus tetrazona (Sumatra barb), 1920 nucleotides. RefSeq lists its product as uncharacterized. The record is from RefSeq and is a predicted model, not a curated record. Gene Ontology annotation, molecular function: GTP binding. NCBI's taxonomy places the organism in Eukaryota, Metazoa, Chordata, Actinopteri, Cypriniformes, Cyprinidae.